AUGGCCAUCGACCAGUACCUUCAGAAGAACCCCGACGACGUCGUCGUUACCUGCGCCCUCCGCACCCCUCUCUGCAAGGCCCGCAAGGGAGCCUUCAAGGACGCGACCUACGAUGAGCUUCUCCUCGCCACGUUUGAGGCCGCCAAGGAGAACAUUGGCGUCAAGCCCGAGCAGAUUGACGACAUUUGCGUUGGUACCGUCACCACCCCGAAUGGACCCAACACUGCGCGUGUCGCGGCCCUCAAGGCCGGCUUCCCCAACACCGUCCCCAUCCAGGUCAUCAACCGCUUCUGCUCGUCUGGUCUCAUGGCCUGCUCCGUCAUUGCGAACCAGAUCCGCAACAAGGAGAUCGACAUCGGUCUCGCUGUCGGUUACGACAACCUCACCUUCGCUGGUGGCAAGAGCUUCGACUUCUCCCCUGAGAUCAUGAGCAACCAGGAGUGCGUUGACUGCACCAAGCCCAUGGGCUGGACUGCCGAGAACGUCGCUGGUGACUUCAACAUCUCCCGUGAGCAGAUGGACGCCUGGGCCGCCAAGUCUCACCAGGCCGCGGCCAAGGCCGACGCCGAGGGAAUCUUCAAGGACGAGAUUGCCCCGGUCCGUGUCCCCCGUGUCGUUGACGGCGAGCGCAAGACGGUCAUUGUCGACCGCGACGACGGCAUCCGCCAGGGAACCACCAAGGAGUCGCUCGCCAAGGUCCGCCCCGCGUUCCCGCAGUGGAAGCCCGGACAGACCACUGGUGGAAAUGCGUCCCAGAUCACCGAUGGCGGUGCCUUCGUCCUCAUGAUGACCCGCCGGAAGGCCGAGGAGCUCGGCCUCCCCAUCCUCCUCAAGCACGUCGCUACUGUCCAGUCCGGCCUCGCUCCUCGCAUCAUGGGCAUUGGACCCUCGAUCGCCAUCCCCCUCCUGUACAAGCGCCUCGACAUUAAGCAGUCCGACAUUGACAUGUUCGAGAUCAACGAGGCCUUUGCGUCCAUGAUGGUCUACUGCGUCGACAAGCUCAACCUCCCCUGGGACAAGGUCAACGUCAACGGAGGUGCCAUCGCCCUCGGACACCCCUUCGGAUGCACCGGUGCCCGCCAGGUCGCCACGGGCUACAACGCCCUCAAGCGCGCCGGAGGAAAGACGCUCGUUACCUCCAUGUGCAUUGGAAGCGGAAUGGGCGCCGCGGCUCUCUGGAUCCGCGAGUAA
This is a messenger RNA of Trichosporon asahii var. asahii CBS 2479, 1191 nucleotides long. RefSeq lists its product as uncharacterized. Bases 1 to 1191 code for a protein of 396 amino acids. Gene Ontology annotation, cellular component: peroxisome. The transcript has a single exon. Gene Ontology annotation, biological process: phenylacetate catabolic process; fatty acid beta-oxidation. The record is from RefSeq and is a predicted model, not a curated record. Gene Ontology annotation, molecular function: acetyl-CoA C-acyltransferase activity. Lineage: Eukaryota; Fungi; Basidiomycota; Tremellomycetes; Trichosporonales; Trichosporonaceae.